Messenger RNA from Fusarium proliferatum ET1, 1365 nucleotides. RefSeq lists its product as uncharacterized. Gene Ontology annotation, cellular component: fungal-type vacuole membrane. NCBI's taxonomy places the organism in Eukaryota, Fungi, Ascomycota, Sordariomycetes, Hypocreales, Nectriaceae. Gene Ontology annotation, biological process: transmembrane transport. Gene Ontology annotation, molecular function: transmembrane transporter activity. The transcript is spliced from 2 exons. The record is from RefSeq and is a predicted model, not a curated record. The coding region runs from base 1 to 1365 and encodes 454 amino acids.
AUGGAUUGUCACCAAGUCACAUCUCGUGCCCUCUACGAGGAUGACGAGAUCAACGACCAUGUCAACCAGAUCGACCAAGGAAACGAAACCAACGCAAAAUCAGGAGCCGAUCUAGAGAAGCAACCGACUGCAGCAUCAACAGCGUCGUUCCAGGAAACGUAUCCCGAGGGCGGCUUGCAGGCGUGGUCCGUGGUCGCUGGUUCGUGGUUCUCUCUAUUCGCUUCGCUUGGACUAAUGAACACUCUCGGCACGUUUCAGGCCUAUGUUCUCGACAACCAACUCACAGAGUAUAGCGAGGGUACUGUCGGUUGGAUCUUUUCCAUCUACACCUUUCUCGCCUUCUUCUGCGGUGUGUACAUUGGUCCAGUCUUUGACAAGUAUGGUCCGAGAUGGCUUGUCAUUGCCGGCGCUGUGUUCACCGUUGGCGGUAUGAUCUUUAUGAGUUUUGCGACUGAACUCUGGCACUUUGUCGUCGCCUUUGGCCUCCUCUGUGGUUUUGGAUCAUCACUUCUCUUCACACCAUCGAUCGCUGCUGUAGGCCACUUCUUCAAGGCUAGACGUGGACUAGCGACUGGCGUUGCAUCUACUGCUGGUGGAAUCGGCGGUAUCAUCUACCCCUUCAUGCUGACGAGGCUAAUCGAAAAGAUUGGUUACGGAUGGGCCACUCGAGUCAUUGCUCUCAUCUGCCUUUGCUGCAGUUUGAUCGGUAUCUGUCUUCUCAAAUCUCGACUUCCACCCGCCAAGGAUGCUACUGCGCACCCCAACUUUCUCAUCUUCAAGAGUCUGCCUUUCCUCUUCACCACGAUUGGCGUCUUCAUGUUGGAGUUCUCCCUCUUCAUUCCUCUCGGCUACAUCUCGACAUAUGCGCUGCACAAGGGCUUCGGAAAGGAUUUCUCCUACAACCUCAUUCCUAUCCUCAACGCUGGUUCGGUCAUCGGUCGACUUCUGCCCGGCUACUAUGCCGAUGUGAUCGGUCCUUUUAACGUCAGCAUCCUGGCUGUGAUCCUUGCCAUUGUGGCCUGCUUCUGCGUAUGGCUACCUCUUGGUGGAACCACAGCUGGUGUCAUUAUCUUCACCGUCCUGUUCGGUUUCUCUUCUGGAACAUCCAUCGCCAUUGCGCCUGUCUGUAUCGGUCGACUGUGCAAAACGCAAGAGUAUGGACGUUAUUAUGCUACGGCCUAUACAAUCGUGUCUUUUGCUUGUCUCAUCGGUAUUCCCAUUGGUGGUAGCAUCGUCCAGGCCAAUGGUGGUGAAUAUUGGGGUCUUAUCAUAUUGACUGGUGCCGUUUACGUGGCAUCCAUGAUCUCGUUGUUCCUGGCCAAGGUCACUCUCUUGGGCUGGCACAACUGGAAGGCUGCCCUUUGA